Molecule: messenger RNA, 7329 nt
Organism: Paramuricea clavata
Lineage: Eukaryota; Metazoa; Cnidaria; Anthozoa; Malacalcyonacea; Plexauridae
Source: the annotation of a GenBank genome assembly
AGUAUGUUGGAUCUUUCUCUGUUAAAGAUGGGGACAAAAAGAUGCCCAUUUCUGAACAAAAAAAAUUUGUGGAUGCCAAGCUGAAGAACAGUACAAAGGUGAAUUAUUAUGUUAUCUCUUCUAUAUUCUUUAACAUGUAUAUGUCCUAAUUAGCCGCAAUAUUUGUACUGUAAGCGGAAAAACUGUAAGCAAUUUUAAGUCGUAUGUUGAAUUGAUUUGUACAAGAUGGGAUUAAUACAGAAUUGCAACAAAACCUAGAAAUGCCAAUGUGAAUAGAAAUUGAAAGUUUAGACAUAACAUAUUUUAUGGUGGAUGAGAAGAGAGAAAGAGGUCAAUAAAUCGUUAAGUCAAGAAGAAAUCAAGACCUAUACAGCACAAUACAUCAAUUUGAUUAUUGCGUGAGGUGUGCAUCUCCAUUAGGGAUCUAUCUAGUAUCUAUUAGUUGUAGUAUAUAUUAACAAGUUAAAAUAUAUCUUGUUAAAAUACAGUUCAGGAAGAAAACAAUCUUUCGGAAUUGUGCUCUCAGAUUUAAUAUGUGAGAAAGUUGGCUUUUGUUAAUACACUACAGUACUACACGAGAAGUUUCAACACCAUUACCAGCCCAAAGAUGUAGAAACAUCAGGAAAGCGUAAACUGUUAAUUCCUGACACGCUGACCGUGGUGCUAGUCCAUUCAACCAAACUGAAUCCAAUCGCGUUUGUUCUCCGCGAUGUUUUCCGGGUAGUAUGUCAAGAACUGAAUCGAAAACUGCGCGUAAAAGUACAGUGCUUGUUCAGCAGCAAUACAAAAGAUGAUCUCACUGGCCAGUCAUCAAGAAAUAGCACAGGUACUGCAGACAACGUGGAUGUAAAUACUCAUUCCGACGAUGUACCGAAGUAAGCUCAACAUCGACCGUUUGAAAACGUGUGAAGAGCGUUCGUGGGCGUUCGUCACUUAAAUUAACUGUGCUUAAAUCAUUAAAAGUGCUUUUAGGUCAUCCGAAUGGGCAGUGGCGUGCUGGGUACUAUUUUUCUGGGGAGGCCAGUCGGCUGGCAACUAAUAUGCGCCCCUAUAAUAUUACCCUUGAUAAACGAGGGCCGAAGGCACGAGCCGAACGCCGCAGGUGCGAGGUUCGCCUAGGGGGGUCCGGGGGCAUGCCCCCCAGGAAAAUUUUUGAAUUUAGAGUCUCUGGAAUGGCAUUUCCUGGACUUUGGGGGAAGAUUUGACAGAAAUCUGAUGGUCAGGAAACGGCAUUACAACGUGUUGAAAUUUGAAAAUUGGUUAGAAUUUAGUAGUCGCACUUAAAUUGGGCAAUGCUAACUGCUUCCAGCAAUUAAUCUAAUCCCAAUUCUAUUCUCUACUGAUCUGAAUACAUUUACAAUUUACAGCUCUUUUAUACAAUAACACACGAACCCCACGCAUAUGCAUUUUAAGGUUUCCUUGCCUGGCUGCCAAAAGGGCGUGUUUCAUCAUUAUCUCAUUACUUACAUUACUCAUAAUGUUUCUUGCGCAAACAACUAAAUUGCGUACACAACUUUACAUUAUCAUAACUUCAACUAUCUAAUUUGCGCCGCUCUCGUGAUUCGUGAAGCAUAAUAAAGGCAUAAUAUAAGGGUAUAAUACCAGCAAAAAAGGGCAUAAUUCCCGUGAUCGCUUCGAAGCCUGGUCAAUAUUCCGAUAAUGAGACAUUGCGUGUGAUCACUGAUCAUGUUUCUAUAUGAACGAGUGAUUUCGUGUGAGUCGUGAGGUAGCAAAUACGGUUAGACAAAAUAGUCUGCAAUUUAAUAUACUCACUUUGUCGCAUAUGCGCUUAGUCUGUUUAUAAGUCUAUAAACACAUCUUUCCUUGGCGGAAUUAGUAACUAUAUUUUUUCGAAUGCGUUUCUUCCCACCUACUUUCAAAAUUCGGCGCGGGAUCGGCGCCCCCUUUUCAUUUUUGCGCCCCCCAAAAAUUGCCAGCCCCCUGGCCCCCCCUGCCAGCACGCCACUGCGAAUGGGAAUAUUGUGACUCGAAACCCUACAAACGAAAAGUGGCUGGACCACAGUGACGAACGCCCUGCACACGUUUUCAAACCGUCGAUGUUGAGCUUAAUACUUUUAUAUAGUACAUCAUCAGAAUCAGUAUUUACAAUUUUACAUCCAUGUACGUUAAUUGUUUGCAAUUAUCCUGUGCUAUUUCCUGACGACUGGCCAGUGAGAUCAUCUUUUGUAUCGCUGCUGAAUAAGAAAAAAUAGCCACGAUCGAUGUUCAAGAUAGAUCGAGGAUUAGAUAGCAACAAUAUUGAAAUCAACAAAUACUACGGUUUUCCACUGACUUGGUAUUGACCAAUCAGGUGAUCGCAUUCACCGUCCAGAAUCUGAACGGCGUGUAGUCAUGAAAGGGGAGCUUUCCUGCAGGCCCUUAAGCCCGUUCUCCACUACGCGAAUUUGUUCGCGCGACGCGAAGCGAAAACCGAAAUCCGGCAACGUGAUUGAUCCGCGAAAAAUCUGUUCGCGCGAAUAAAUUCGCCUAGUGGAGAACGGGCUUUAAUCCUCCCCCGGAGCCCGCCAAAAUCCUGCCCGCUGCAAAUCAGGCCCCCCAUAAAUUUGAGGGCCUGCCACGCAGGCUAAGUAACACCACAAACAUCACAUUCACCUGAGUACAUAACACCAACACACACAAAAAGUAACAUUAUUGUCAAUUGUAAAUAAAAUUGUUUAUUUAUUAAGAUCAAAACUAGAACAAAACAAUAUUUUCAUCAUUUACUUCUUGUCUCCAUGUUAAUAUCCAUGAUCAGCUUGCUGCAUAAACACACUCAACAUUUAGCGAAACAGAAUCCAGAGCGUUUUAAAGGUUGCUCACUGUUAAGUGUAAAAGAGGACUGCCAAAAUUACUUACUGUGAUUAGUGAAAACAGUUGAGUCACCCAUAGACUAUACUCAAUUACAUGUGAAGAAAAUAUUAAAUAUGGUGGAAAACGUGUGGUGAAACUGACAUGAAGCUGAAAUGAAUGAGAUAAGAAUUGCUACAGCAUAAAAGAUGAAGUACUGUAGACAAACGAAUUGGGAAAAUUUGUACAUUACAGUAAUUAACACACCCUAUACGUACAGUAACAAGAUCAUUUUUUAUUUUACAGAAACUUUUGGACGGAAUGCCAGUCUUCAUUGAAGUCUCUCCUGACGGUAUCCAGGUCUUAGCAUCUGAUGAGAAGGUUCAGUGAUGUUUUUGGAUUUUAUUGAAUUGGAUUGUUAUUUCCUUUGGUCCUUUUGUACUGUUGCUAAUUGUUGACUAAUUAAAUAUAAUUACUGAUUAUGUACUAAUUCUAUUUCGGUACUUAAACAUAUACUAAUGUUUAAUUUAAUUCUUCCAGACAGUCAAAAUGGCGCACACACUUCGCCGUAUUUCGUACGCUACGGUAGAAACUACGAACAAACUAUUUGCUUAUGUCAGUCAUCAACCUGGGACUGACAUGGAAGUUGUGUGUCACACGUUUGUCACAAAGAAAAGAGAUCAUGCGGAAGGAUUGAGUGCAGCUCUUGGGAAACUUUUUAAACAAACGUUUGCAUACACUUUGAAAAGAAGAGAUAAAUUGGAAGAGGCUGCCCAGAAAAGGGGAGCCGGGCGACGCUGGGCGAAACAACAGGUGCGGUCUUUUGGAAUUAAAACUGCAUGAAAACGUACUGUACGUACCUGAUUCAUACGAACUCUCUCCAUUUUUUCCUACGAAGGUUGUCUAAUACGUAUCUAUGUACUAAUUAACAGUGGUGUAGAACUGAAAUGAAUAAUGAUAGCAAGGGGGCAACAUGAUAAUCAUGGAAAAUAGUAUUUAUUUUUGGUUCAAGUAAUUCUUCAGUUAGUGUUUUUUGAAGAAAGGACUGAACUUCAAAUAAGAGAUUCCGAUAUACCGAAGCUAUUCCAUCCAUGUAACCAUGUUGGCGCCACAUACAUGACCUAAAAGUAUGAUCAUAGUAAUCAGGUACUGAUUACUAACAUCAUUACCGCAUUUCAACACUACGGUUGCAAAGAACUUUCUAGGUUAUGAAUAUGCCGUCUGCAAAAGUAUUAUGGGGAGCUUAGCCACCCAAACCGGCAUAAAAUUUUUAACAAGGCUCGGCCUCCCUGGGCUUCUACACCUCUGGUACUUAGAUAACUGUACAUCUUCCCCUUCUGCCCUUUGUUGGUUCCCAUAUUUAUUCUUGGCAUGUUUUUUUGUUCGCGCUACGAGGUUUCAGGCAAAGAUUUUCAUUAGGUAGUUAGAGUAGUCAAACUACUGUAUAGUAUAAUCAUUGCUGUCAUUACUAAAUUUUUCUUUCUAGUAUAUUUUUCAGUCUCGUAAGCACGUGGUACAAAAGUAAUUAAUCAGUUUUCCACAUGCCAGGUUGCCGAAGGUCACAGUGCUGUGGCGAAGAAUGCACGUAAUGCAAAAACAAGAUCUACUGAUGUCAAUGAACUGAGGAAAGAAAAUGGCGCUACACCAAAAUCCGCACCUCAACAAAGACCAAAUCAGAGCACGGCUCCAACUGCUAAGAACGUAGAUAGCAAGCCAAGACGGGUAUCCCCUCCCGGAAUCCCAAAUACAUCGGCUCCCCCCGAAUUUGAGUCAACAACAGCUGCUGUUCACCCACCUCCCUCGAGGCAACCUCAACCAGUCCAUAACCCGCCCCUUCCUCAGGAACAGGAAACCCCAUUUGUAACUCCCUUUUCAGGUCCACCAAACUCUAGUCAGCCCACUUCUCCAUUUGACGAUUCCCCGUUUGCACCAUCUUGGCCAACUGAAAGCCAACCCCCUGCCUUACCAUCGCGAUCGCGCCCCUCCAGCACCGGAACCCAAUCACCUUGGGGUAGGCAGGAUGGGGGCCCUCCCCCAGAACUGCCAAGUCGUGUCUUUCCGAGACGAUUAAGCGCUCCAAAUUCACCAGAAAACGGAUUUCCACCCGUAUUACCGAAACGCCGCACUUCAGAUUCAAGUAUUGGUUUCGGGGCAUUAGGUACUUCUGACGUUUCCCCGACUGGCCAACGACGUGAUUCUGGGGUUGAGCGUAAGUUAAGUGCCCCACCUGACUUAAUGGGAGCCGUUUCUCCAACACAUCCUCCAGCGAGGGCCACUCGCAGCUCAAGCUCGAGUGGAGAGAACUCCCCCACCCAUCAUCCCGUUUCCCGAGAUAUGGCAAAUGCCGCUGCUGUUUUGCUAUCAGGGGUAGACGACAUCCCGCCGCCAUUACCACGCAAAGGAAGACAACAACCUCCGGACAUUCCAGAAGAAGUAAUAGGACUUGACGAGGAUGAGGAGCUGAGACAGGGUCUGCGCGAUGAACCAAGAGUAUCGCUGACGUUAGAAGAUGAGGAUUGGUAUAUCCCUGCCGUUUCCAGGUAAUUAUUACACAAUGUCAUGUUCAAUACAUCGCAAUAAGUUCUUACUUUAAUAUUUUGUGGAUAAAGAAACUUGUUCUUAUUUUUCAAUUAACGUGUGAUGCAUAACUAAAUGCAGAUACUUUUCGUGUAAUAUAAAAAUUUAUCUGUACGAUACUUCUUGACAUCAUUAUUUAAAAAUACUAUAUAACAGUUAUAUUAAUUAAAACGAAACACAGUAAAGUAUGAAACCCUCAUUGAAACGAAACGAAAAUAGCAAUAGUAUUGAACCCUCACUAAAGUUGGAAGCCAGAAAUAAUAAAUAUGUAUCACUUGUGCCCAAAUUUUAGGGAGAUCGUAACUGAAAUGCUGGAAACUUCAGACAUAGGGACAUUCUUUGUUCGUGACAGUCAAAGUCGUCCAGGAUGUUAUGCGUUGACUAUGAAAGUCAUCAAAAGUGAAAAUAAUCCUACUGGGUUUGGAAACUACUUGAUCGCCCCUGAAGCUGAUGGAUUCGCACUACAGGUAAGGCUAAGUACUUUUUUCAAGUAGUUCAGUAAAGACAAAUGAUGGCAACUUGUUGAACAAUGCUGUCUAAUCUACAGUCUGUUAGGUCUUAAAAUAUGUAUAGUGUUCACUCGAAAUUUCCAGCUGCAAAAACUCUCAAUAAUAUUCGAAUAUAAGCUGCCAUGAUUUAUUAGAGAGGUUCAGAUGUGACUUCCGCCACCACUACCUCUCGUUGGUUUAGAACGCAUCUGAUUGGUUGAUCGGAUAUGUCAAACGCACUGUGAUUGGUUAAUGGUCCCUUAAUGGUAUAGCGGUAGUGAAAAUCAAAUCUGAACCUCGCUAUUUUCCAUCAUCCGAUGUAUACCGUUUUGUUAUCAAGUGCCAUAUAUUUGUCAUUCAGUGUUCCUCAAAUGUCACUUGUUUACACACCAAUUCUACAGCCUCUCUUCUCCUUUAUAUAGGGUUUUGACAAAAUAUUUUCAGAUAUCUCCAGCUUAAUCCGUCACUACGCUUCCUACGACGACGGCUUGCCGUGUCGUUUGGUACUUGCUGGUUCCAAUCCUCUAUUUCAUGACGCUAAUGGUUAUCUGGUGGAAUUUAUGGACGAAGAAGACGAUAGAUAUGCUAGUCUAGCAAGUUGUACGUCCAUGAUUCGAGAAAUCAAUAUGAAUGACCCAUGGUAAAAUAAUAAAAGUCAGUAUCCCAGGUUUUUCAUAUAGAGCAAAAACACAUAGUUCAUAUUAUAGAAACGUACUUAUUUGACCAAGACUUUUUGCAUUGGACGUAUUGCAAUUGUUGCAUUGGACGUAUGGUCAUUAAGUAUGGACGAAUUCUGUAUCUAUGCAAACUUGUGGGGUCCAAAAGAUGAAUUAUUCUAAACGAUUUUUUAAUACGUAAAAUAGAAUAUUUUGUGAGCCAAAUCUAUUUCCCUUAAAUCAGUAAACCAGGCUUUUUGUUCAAUAUUCAAUUUUUUAUGAUACUCUUAUAGGUGUUGAUAUUAUUACGAGUUUUAUGCGCAAUACAUGAAGUUGUAUAACGUCUAUUAACCAUGGUUGUAUUUUUCAGUUAGGAUGAAUAAAAUUAUUCUCAAUGUAAUUAAUAUUUAAUUCAGUUUCAUGUUUUAAUAAAUUAUACACAACAUUUGUAUAUCGUUUUUAAUCCAUUGCUAUAAACAGUUUCUAAAUUUAAGCUACAUGUACGAAAGUUGUUCACAUUUUGCUACAGGCUACUUUAUGCAGAUAGCGAUAACUUCAUAAAGCAUGCAGCAAGAAAAGUUCAGGUAAACUAGGUAUUGGAAAGCUAGUGCGAUUUCUAGGAGAUUGUACACCACGAUUGUCGGGCGGUCGUCGUCCCACCUUCGUUUUCAUCAUCGUCGUCCGACGACGAGUCGCGGUUUUCGUCAUCUGAUUCGUCACUUGACUCCGUGUCGAUCUGUUCCGUGCUACUAUAUCGUUUUAUGUGUUUUGAUGUAAUGAACGACGAAUCACCGUCCGACCUAAAGCAAACAAAAAAUAAC